Symbiodinium sp. CCMP2456 is the source of this 324-nucleotide messenger RNA. The record is from the annotation of a GenBank genome assembly. NCBI's taxonomy places the organism in Eukaryota, Dinophyceae, Suessiales, Symbiodiniaceae.
GCCAGGGAGCAGCCCUCGGAGGCAAGCGGCCCAAGGCCAGAGGAGAAGAGGGAAGUCAAGCCGGAAGAAGAAGCAAAGCAGGAGACUGCUGAAGCGCCCGCCGUACCUCGGGCAAAGGCUCUUCCCAAAGCCAUGUCGGUCAUGACGAAGGUAAACUUCGUCGCCGGCAGGAAGGGCAGCCUGGCGGUCAGCUCGGGCGUUGACGGUGCUGCACUGGGGGAGGUGGGUACCUCGGCCGCCCGCAAGAGGCGGGAGGCGCGAAACCAAAAGAAGGCUGCGAAGAUGCCAACUCUACAGGAAGAUGCGGCAGGAGACGGCGGCUGA